UCAGUCUCUCAGGUGUGAGAAUGAGUUGGCCCGUGUUGACGCAGCCUCAGCCUCUGGUGUUGUCCUCUGAUGACGCUGAAUGGGCCUCUGGGAUCUGUGACUGCUGCGAUGACAUGAGAGAGUGCUGCUUUGCAUUCUGGUGCUGUCCCUGUUUCGCCUGUAAAACCUCUAAACAGUACGGUCACCAUCUCUGUCUCCCCCUGCUGGACGUCUGUGGCUGUGGCUGCGUCCAUCCCCUCACCAUGUCCAUGAGAGUCUACGUCCGACAUCGCUACGGCAUUAAAGGCAGUCUGUGCAGAGACUGUUUGUGCUCCUCCUUCUGUCCGCCCUGCGUCUGGUGUCAGAUGUCCAGAGAGAUGAAGACGAGGAAACUCCCCGCCACGCUGGGUGACAUCUUCCACCGCUGAUGACAUCAUCCACCGCUGAUGACAUCAUCACUGUGACUCCUUUUAUUUGCUAUCAGUGUGACAUUAAUUUAAAUCAGUUCAAUAUUGUUUACAUAUUUACUAAACGUCUCUUCAUAUCUAUUAAUAUGUAUUGAUUAAUUAUCUAAUUUGCACUGUUAAUUUUUAAAAAUAUUUUUCUUCACGUUAUUUUUCUUUAAUAUUUAUCAAACAUGUUUUUUUAUACCUUUUUUUAUUUAUAAAUUUGAUGUAGCCGUUAUGUUUUGUAUUUUGGCAACAAUUAAAUCGUAGGAAACUGGACUUUGAUUUUUGCAACUUGGUAUAUGCUGUCCAAUGCAGCAUAUACCAAGUUGCAACUUGGUAUAUGCUGUCCAAUGCAGUGAAGAAUGCAAGGACUCAUACAUUGGUGAAACCAAACAACUAUUAAACAAGCGCAUGGCUCAACACAGAAGGGCAAACUCCUCAGGUCCAGUUUCUGCUGUUUAUUUACAUCUAAAGGAGAAGGCUCACUCCUUUGAGGACAGCAAUGUGAAAAUCUUGGACAGAGAGGACAGAUGGUUCGAAAGAGGGGUGAAAGAAUCCAUCUACGUUAAAAUAGAGAAGCCGUCUCUAAAUAGGGGAGGUGGCCUGAGACACCACCUAUCCCCCAUUUACAAUGCGGCCCUUGCUGCUGUACCUAAGAGAUUGAACAACAAAGACUGCCCGAAACUAACCUCAAGUGGCUCAAAGAAACACAACGACAGUCGUUCACUGGUAACCACACAUUAUGCCUAACGACUGUUGCUCACCAGUGGCCCCACUCACUCCUAAGGACUGUCGUUCACUAGUGUGACUCACCUGACCCAAACAAUGGUCCAGUGAAACUCCACUAACGAAGUAUUGUCUUAUGAGGGUGGUGGGUGUACACCUCCGCAGAGGUUAAAAAGUCUUACUCCACUGUUUGUCAGACUAGUGAGGACUAGUCAGACCGAUGCGUUGAGAACUGAUGAAGCCGCUUGGAUAAGAGGCGAAACGUCUUCUAGACAAAAUCAAAGUCCAGUUGCCUACGAUUUAAUUGUUGCCAAAAUGGAAUUGACCUGGAUAAAUGAGAAUAUCCACAGAGUUAUGUUUUGUAGUUAUUGUCCCAACAUAUUGUAAUACUUUAAUUCGUCUGCACUGAUUAAUUGCUUAAUGAUUUUUAUUACGCAGUAAAAUAUUUACUGAAAAUCUUCUUAUUUAAUAAAAUCUUUUUUUAAACAAAUCAAAAUGAGAAAAAAGUAAAUAAAUAAAUAAAGACAUUAUAUGUCAGACAAACCAAACUGUGACUCUAAGAACAGUUUCUAUUUUUUUUUUUUUCCACAAAUCGAUGUAAGGUCCAUUUAAAGCUGUUCUAGAGCUUUUGAUCGUGUGACAUGUUCUUCCAGUAGAAAUGGAGGUGUUCUGAUGUUUGUAUAUUUUUCUUAACAUUUCACAAACUUCACAAAGUGGAAGUGUAACUUUUAUUUCUGAUCCUGUAAACAACGACUCAAGGUCAAAAAUUAAAUUUAAAAUAAAAAAUGAUCAAUUUUCA
Messenger RNA from Epinephelus fuscoguttatus (brown-marbled grouper), 1953 nucleotides. Its product is annotated as cornifelin homolog B-like. The coding region runs from base 21 to 407 and encodes 128 amino acids. NCBI's taxonomy places the organism in Eukaryota, Metazoa, Chordata, Actinopteri, Perciformes, Serranidae. The transcript is spliced from 4 exons. The record is from RefSeq and is a predicted model, not a curated record.